Quercus lobata is the source of this 1803-nucleotide messenger RNA. RefSeq lists its product as uncharacterized. The coding region runs from base 1 to 1803 and encodes 600 amino acids. NCBI's taxonomy places the organism in Eukaryota, Viridiplantae, Streptophyta, Magnoliopsida, Fagales, Fagaceae. Gene Ontology annotation, molecular function: zinc ion binding; nucleic acid binding. The record is from RefSeq and is a predicted model, not a curated record. The transcript has a single exon.
AUGGCUGGCCCUAUUCUCUCUAGAGAGGAAGAAGCAGAGUUAGCUCGCAGUAACAAAAAAGUGAAGAAUGUUAGUCACGCCGGAUUCGAGGACCAUAUGAGGGAAGGCCUGACAUCCUUUCCUUUGAACUCUGGGGUAGCUAGACACCCUCUGUCUUUCAGGGAUAAGCUUGUAGGAGAAAUACCCGGUGCGUAUGUUCAAGCUUUUAACUUUUCUGAACUAAUGGAGGCAGACGAGGAUUCAGACUCUGAGAGUUCCAAUCUUAGAGAGGGCCUUGUUGCUGUUCCGUUCUCCAAAGAGCUCAAGAACCGUAUUAGGUCUCCGUGGAGCAAAAGUCUUAUUGUCAAAGUUUAUGGGAGAACUGUUGGGUUUUCUUUCCUCCAUGGCCGCUUGCUGUCAUUGUGGAAGCCGGUGGGGAAGCUUGACUGCGUGGACCUUGGUAAGGAGUUCUUUCUAGUCCGGUUUUCUGUCAGAGAGGACUGUGAAGCUGUGCUUAGAAAUGGUCCAUGGUUUAUAGGAGAAAAUUUUCUUUCCAUUAGGCCAUGGGAACCAAACUUUAAUCCAGCAGAGGCAAAUAUCUCGUCGGUUGCCAUUUGGGUGAGGUUGAAUGAGCUUCCCAUUGAAUAUUAUCAUGUAGAAGCUCUCCAACUCAUUGGGAAUGUGAUUGGCAAGGUGUUAAGAAUAGAUACAAAUACAGCUAAUGAGUCUAGGGGACGGUUUGCUCGCCUAUGUAUUCAGGUGGACGUUGGUAAGCCGCUUACCACAGCGCUGCUCAUUGGUGGAAAGGAACAACCCGUGUGUUAUGAAGGAAUACAGAGACUAUGUUUUUCUUGUGGAAGAAUUGGCCACCGACGUGAAAAUUGCCCUUUUGUUGUUCGGAAAUAUGAUUCUCAGGCGAGGGAGAAUGAUGAAAAUUAUGGUACGCCGGUGAACCAAGACGACGUUGUGCAUGCUCCUGCAAGUGCAGGUACCACGUCGGGCACGUCCAAGGACAAAGGAGCGUAUGAGUGUAUGGCAGGCGAGGAUGAGUUGGUGGACAAUGCCAAGGACGUUUACGGUCCGUGGAUUAUGGUGACACGCAAAAGGAAUGGGAACAAGGUGACAAAGCAAAUGGUCCCCACUGAUCAGAGCACACAAAAGAUGAGAGGGGAAGGAAAGUUUGGGUCUAAUAUUCCAACCCUUAGGGAAGGCAAGAGGAAAGGGGCCACGGAAGUUAAUCCAUUUGAGGCCCAAAUGGCCAAUGCGGUCCAAUCAAUCUCCAAUGGGCCGAAGCAUGCACACCAUAGUCAAGGACAGCCCCACGUGGUUAACAACAGCCCAAGAACUGAGUUAAGCCCCUCUGUUAGGGGUAAGAAAGGAAUGGCCAGAAAUAGGGCUUCUUUAACUUUGACUAAACAAGCAACAGCCAGCUUUGCAGUCAAAGGAGCGGCCACUAAUGAAAAAAUAUUCUCAGUAGAUAAUCCGUGUGCAAAUGGAAAUGAAACUUUCAACUUCCAAGCCAAGUCUAUUGGGCAAUCUUCAAGCUCUAGUUCUAAUGGCCAACAAAACCGUUCUUGGCAAGAGGAGAUGCAACCAGAAGAUCAAGCGGACAUGGAAGCUAGAGCUUGCUCUGUUAUGGUGGAAAGUGGGGAAGAUGAGUUUUCCCAUGCCAAAGCUAACCCAGGUAGGGCGGAGCUCGCGGCAGGAGGCCAGAAUGCGAGUGGGAGUAUCGUGGUGGAGAAGGAGAGGCCGGGCAUAGGCCAUGGUGCGGCUGAGCAGAUGGAUUUUGAAGAAGACAAAGGAGUGGGCCCUCCCUCCAGUUGA